Sclerotinia borealis F-4128 is the source of this 1428-nucleotide messenger RNA. Lineage: Eukaryota; Fungi; Ascomycota; Leotiomycetes; Helotiales; Sclerotiniaceae. The record is from the annotation of a GenBank genome assembly.
AUGUCUCCAAUUCAGUUCCAAAUCAUGUCAGAUCUCCAUCUGGAGACUCCAAGUGCGAGGCCGACAUACCAGCACUUCAAGAUCAAACCAGAAUGCAGAUAUCUGGCUUUUCUGGGUAAUAUUGGAAAUGUUCUAGAUUAUGAUCUCAUCGCCUUUCUUGAAGACCAACUAAGGGUGUUUGAAAUUGUCUUCUUCGUACAAGGAAACCACGAGGCAUACGGGACUAAGGUUAUGGCAGCCGUGGUGACCAUGUUGUGCUUUCAACGUACAAUGGAUGAUUUUCGCGGAGAGGGGCGUGACGUGUUGGGUAGCACACUUUUUUCUCGUAUCAUCAACGAACAACGCGAAUCUGUUUCCCUCUUCUGCUCCGAUUUUUCGGAGAUAUCGGAGUGGGAUGUUAAUACUCACAAUGCUUCUCAUCAGAAAGAUCUCACUUGGUUGAAUUCUCAAGUGGAGCAAAUAACACGAGAAGAUGCCAAUCAAGUCCGGCUAUGGGCUUUUGGGCAUACACAUUUCAAUUGCGAUUUCGAGGAAGUAGGGACGGGAAAAAGAAUUGUGGCAAAUCAGAAAGGCUACAAAGAGAGCGAAGUAGCCACUUUCGAUGUGGCGAAGGUGGUUGAGAUUGAGAGUUUCGAAGCGCCUUCCCAGGGUACUCUGAGCAAUAUGUUGAAGUGUAAUACGUGUAGAAGUGUUUCUGAGUCACUUAAGAAGUGUGCGGGUUGUGCAAGUGCAUUUACAAGGGAGAGGGGUGGACUCUCUGUUCGUCUAUUCAUUCCUUUAACCUCUCUUGUUAAUCAACUCGGCGGAUCACAGGAUUUCAAUGUAAUCCCCGAAUCACGUUAUCCUUUACCAAACCUUCAAACAGCACUUUCCCCAAACGUGAAAUAUCAACCGAAACAUCAACAAAUGCUCCGGAUGUACAAAUUCUCCAAUCCUCCUUUAACACAGUCCUCAAUCGAGAUCAAUGUUGGAUUUUCAUACUACUUAUCUCUCAAUGAUGUUCCAGCUCAGCUUCUAUUGCAUAGUCAAUCUAUAUGGCUGAUCCCUGAAAAGAUUAACACGACGUCAUCCCUCGCCAAAGCCCUAGCCAUUGAGUUUUCGCUUCUUCGGGGAUUCGUGACGUUAGAUGAGGAAGAUGAUAGGACGGCAGUAGUUCGGCUUAUCCCGGAGUGCAUUGAGACCCUUCAUAAACCAUCCAAUCUGAUGCAUACAAUCCGCGACAGCAUCGUAUGCAUUCUCCCUGCCCUUGUUUGCCUCAAGGCGAUAGUCUCGCCCAGUCACUUCUCGGACCGCUUGAUUCGUUGUCAUUAUGCACAUGUUGCUGUAGAAUUUCCAUGGAUUCUCAAGCUUGCAAGCAGUGUACGCAGUAUCGAUCCAUCGAUUAUCCUGCAUACUUCCGUUUGCCCAAAUUUUGACUUCUCCAAAUGA